AUGGAGGAUAUGCUGGACGCUACCCCCAGCCAGCGGGCGCGCGAUCUCCAGAAACAGGAUCUCCUGCAAGGCAUGGGAGACCGCAUCAAAGGCUUCUCCGACUCCGGACACGACGUCGCGGUUUCGUUCCACGCGUUCGCCAGGCAGUCACUCAUGCCCAUCCUCAGCGCCUCAGCAUGGGAAGCGCGCCCUCUGCGCCCAUUACUCAUGCGCCUCAAGCGGGCCUCGAGGCCACGGCGAGCUUCCAAAAUUGCGUUCACCCUCAGUGCCGUGCUGCCCGCUACCUCUGCACCCCUCCCGGCCGUACAGCCCACGCAGAUAAUGUUCUAG
Molecule: messenger RNA, 330 nt
Organism: Peniophora sp. CBMAI 1063
Lineage: Eukaryota; Fungi; Basidiomycota; Agaricomycetes; Russulales; Peniophoraceae
Source: the annotation of a GenBank genome assembly